Lingula anatina is the source of this 1143-nucleotide messenger RNA. RefSeq lists its product as uncharacterized. Gene Ontology annotation, molecular function: acyltransferase activity, transferring groups other than amino-acyl groups. The record is from RefSeq and is a predicted model, not a curated record. Lineage: Eukaryota; Metazoa; Brachiopoda; Lingulata; Lingulida; Lingulidae.
GCAGCACAUCGAAAACCCCGUUAGUCCUUGAUAAAAGAACAUUUGUUGAGGCAGACGACAUGUUGAAAAUGUUUGUAAAGGAAGGCUGGAAGGACCAAAGUCGAGAUAUAUUACAGGCAACGUUUCGUCUGGCUGGAAAAGGGCAGUUGGUGGCGAAAUACGAUGGUGUUGUCGUAGGCUUCGUUACGCUUUACAAUUUUAGCGAAACAAACAGCUUUCUAAACUACCUGAUCGUUAAACCGGAGCAUAGACAUAAAGGCUUUGGGAGCGCAAUGUUAAGGAAGGCACACCAAUUAGCAGAGGCCAGAACAAUAAGUUUCAUUGCCACUCUUCCAGCAGUGCCACUGUACGAAAGACAUGGGUACGUAAAAGGGAAGUUCGGUUUUGCAUCUUACAGUAUGAUUAUGAAACAUAUCCCAGUCUCUCCAGGCGCUGGGUCAAAGUACGAAAUAAAAGCUAGCCGUGAUGUUGACUGGAAUCAGCUGGUGAACUACGAUACUUCUUACCAUGUUUUGUCAAGGGAACAUGUAUUAAAGACUUUCUGCAGUAUAAAGGGUUCAACCACAAAGGUCAUACUAGAGAGGGGCAAAAUUGUAGGCUAUGGGACAAUCCGACCAGUUCUAGCAGGAUAUCUUAUAGCUCCCCUCUAUGCAGAUAAUACAGAGGCCUGCAUGGAGCUCCUAAGAAGCCUUGUUGGUGUCGCCCCAUCUAAUUCACCCGUUGUUCUGGUGAUCCCGAAUGUCAGUCAGGCCGGUAAGAUUCUUUUGGACGCUAACAAAAAUGACGUUAGGGUUUUAUGGGAGGGAGUCAAUAUGAGCAGCAAAGACACUCCCGAUAUACCAAAAAUGAACAAUGUCUUGGCAAUACUGAGCCCUGCCAUUUGUUUUCUGUAAACUAAGCACCUGGGCCAUUGUGUUUUGAUUAUGAUCAUGCAAGUGGCACCUUUCAAGCACGCUCGUAUUCAGGGUUUCUGGACAAUUUGCUUUAAUUUUCCGGUCCCAAUACCAUACUCUGACCCUGUUAUCUGUUGCUUCACCAAUUUGCAGUUAUAUAAUAAUUCAGAAUCAAAUGUGGUUUAACAAUGAGCAUGAUAAUGUCAAUAAAGCAUAGCCAUAUAGUAAUGAGAACACUUAUACACGUGAC